Messenger RNA from Mesorhabditis spiculigera, 978 nucleotides. NCBI's taxonomy places the organism in Eukaryota, Metazoa, Nematoda, Chromadorea, Rhabditida, Rhabditidae. The record is from the annotation of a GenBank genome assembly.
AUGUGGCGAAAAUGGCCACGCCGGCCGCGUGUCCGGACCGGAAGCCUGAACCUGCCCUCACCGCCGUUCGAGGAUGACGUGGAAUCGGCCAGCAAGAUUCGCGGUCUGUCGUUACGUCAGUGUGAAGAGGGAGAAAAAGCAGAGAGCUCGGCAUACGACACUAUAAUUGACGGCGUGCGCGUACCCCAUGGAUCUUGUAAAUACAUGAAUAGUAUAUGGACGCGACAUCGGAUUGCUUUUAAGAGACUCUUACUUAUUCCCACCAUUUUAUUCCAGCCUGAAGAAAACGAGGAUAUCGACAUCAAGCAGUCCUUCGUCAUUAUCGACGCCUGCCGGUCGAUAAUCGCGCUCCUUCUGGGCGCCCUGAUGACAAUUGGCGUCUAUAAAAAAUACCCAACUCCGCUUCUCUGCUAUUCGUCAUAUUUGAUAUUCUUCUGCCUAGUCUUCCUAAUCGACACCGUCACCGGAUUCUCCAACAAAGGCUUCUGGCUCGCCCUCGGCAGCAUGCUGAUCUAUUUCAGCUAUGGUGGCGUGAUGCUCUAUGAAUCCCGUGUUCCGUACGAAUUGGUGGACAUUGGGGCCAACUUGGGCCAUCCCUCCUACAAGAAUGAUCUCGAGGAGGUGAUCAAGCGAGCGAAGGAAGCGGGCAUCAAAAAAUUGAUGCUCACCGGCACCUCCGAAGAAAUCAGCCAAUCAGUGUGCAAGCUGGCCGAACGGGAGCCCGGGUUUUUAUAUUUUACGGCCGGCGUCCACCCCCACGACGCCAAAGAUUUCAAAGAAGGCACUCUGGAUACAUUGAAAACGCUGGACAAGUUGACCGAGCCGGCGCUGCAAUUGCAUAAGUUCUCAUCCUUCGACCGAAAUGAGCCCAGCACGCUGGCGGCAAUUUGCGAAUUGAUAGCCGGGUUUAUGGACGUGGAUCCGGUGGAGGUGGCCCGCGUAACAACAGAGAACGCCAAACGAAUUUAUGGACUUGAA